AAUGAAACAUUAAAAACAUCCCUGCAUGCACGAGAGAAGCAAUCACACAAGCACAAACCCCACAGCCCAAAGGCACAGGUAAAUAAAUAACCUCUAAUUUACACCCCCAUUCAUUAUUCAGCGGGACGAACACUGAACACACACCAGCAGAGGGUCACUUAGGGACCCACGCCGUUCCGUCAUUCGGUCUGAGGCGAUAGGCGGCGCAGGUGGCGGCGGAGGCAACUCGCGUCUCCAUGACUCAGCUCAGUCCUGUGAUCAGGGUGGCCGCCGAGGAGUGGGUGCCCUACACCACGCUCCUACACCACAACGGCACACUGGACGUCGCAGGCCCCAUGAAAUACUUCCUGGAUGAGUUUUGUGAAGUCCUGGGAGCGAGUUACGAGAUCCUGCGUCCCUCUGAUAGAAUGUGGGGGAUGAUGCUGCCCAACGGCUCCUACAGCGGCAUGGUGGGGAUGAUCCUGAGGGAGGAGGUAGACUUCGCCUUAGGUCCAUUCUUCUUGAACGACGAGAGGGAGGAAGUGGCAGAUUUCACCGCCACCUUUUACUACGACUCCUAUUACAUCGUGUCGCAGCGGCCGGUCGCCUCCAGUGACCCUGCCGGGAUUAUCAAGACCUUUCAGCCUCAGGUUUGGCUGCUGGUGGCGGUGUGCAUGGCAGUGGUGGGCGUGGUCAUGAUGGGCAUGAUGUGGCUCACUGAGAGGCUGCAGGGGAGUGGCAGCCCGUCCCGUGUGUCGUGGGCGGUAAUGUGGAGCGUCAAGGGCCUGUUACAGGAACCAACGUCGUGGCUGCCUGGAAACGCCAGUGGCCGGCUGAUGGUGGCAGUAUGGGUCCUGUCCGCCCUGGUGAUCGCGUCUGUCUACCAAGGAAACAUCACUGCCAUGCUCACGCUCCCCAAAAUCAAGGGGCUAAUUGACACCGUAACCGACCUUAUCAAUCAGAAUCGCUUGCCCUGGAAAUUGGAGCAUGGAGGGUUGAAAGAUAUUUUGUUGAAUUCCAAGGAUAAAGCGAUGCAGAAAAUGGCCACCAAAUUUUCAGGCUUCAUCCCGAGCUGCUGGUCUGCACGCCACGAGAUCCAAACCGGGAAGUUCGCCGCGGCCUGCGACAAGACCUCCAUCAUGAGCAUGAUGGCCUGGGACUUCAGCACAACCGGCCGGUGUCACUUCUACAUGGGGAAAUACGGUAUCAUCACUCUUGGGAGUUUCUCAUUGCUCUUCCCCACCAACUCCUCCUUGAUGGGGAGAGCCAACCAGCUAAUCUUCAAGCUGACGGAGGGAGGCUUGUGGGCCGAGUGGCUGGCGUGGCAACUCGGAAACUCCAAGGAAUGUUUGAAGCCGCCGACAGCUGACCGAGGCGAGGGUGUGAAGCCGCUCGGUGUGCAGGAUAUACUGGGCUUAUUAAUUCUCCUGGCUAUUGGGUACCUCGCCUCGCUGCUUCUGUUCGCUGGGGAAACUCUAUUCUUCCACCGGACCAACCAUGUGCCCAAGAUAACCGCAAGUUUGUCUCCACCCACACGCGCCGCCAGCCCCUGACCAGACCUGAAUGCCCCGCUCUCCCCUCCUCGUCAAAUGUUCUCCGCCACAUGCCAUGGUGAAGAAUUAGACAAGGGUCAUUCUGGCAAUGAAAUAUUAAUGCUAUAUUAAAAAAGUGUCGUCUUACGUGUUAAGGUUUCUGACAACUAAGGUUAUAUAUGUAAAACUGUUACCUUACGUACUAUUUAGGCUUCCGCAAUCAAAUAUUAACAUUAUAAUAAAAAAAUCUUUACUUUAUGUAUUAUUGUUUAGUAUAUGUAUCUUCAGUUUUCAUGCAAAAUAUUUAUUUAUUUAUUUUUCAGUUGACGAUUCAGUCCAAAUAUUAGAAAAGAAAAAAAAAGUAUUGUAUAUUUUAGGUCCAUAUCAUUUGAGCGCAAUAUUGUUUGCAAAGUGAAUCUUUAGCAAUAAUCUGUAAUUCUAAAGCGUGUUGUCUGUCUGGUCGGAUUUCAAAAAGUAGAAUUAGUGCACUGUGACGAGGAAGGAACCUAACCAUUAAAGAGCAGUGACAUUCAUUGCAUCUAAUUUCUUUUCUCUAGCUUCUCUUGAUUUCUGAAUAUUCUUAACCAUUAUCUUUUCUCCCAUUUUUUUUAAGUCACUCCUUCACAUCCUUAGUCUGCUCUCCACAUAUGGUUAAUUAAGCAGCUUUCUACGCACCUGUAACUCGAUUGCUGCUCUAAGUAAUCAAACAAUAGUCAGCAAUAACUCAGUUUCAACACCUUUGUACUUUUCCAUGUCAUUGUAAUUACAGUUCAGAACAAUA
Molecule: messenger RNA, 2292 nt
Organism: Scylla paramamosain (green mud crab)
Lineage: Eukaryota; Metazoa; Arthropoda; Malacostraca; Decapoda; Portunidae
Product: glutamate receptor ionotropic, kainate glr-3-like
Exons: 10
Coding region: 237-1532 (431 amino acids)
Cellular component (GO): membrane
Molecular function (GO): ligand-gated monoatomic ion channel activity
Source: RefSeq, a predicted model, not a curated record